AUGGAAGGAACAUCAACGCUGGAAACUUGCAAGGUGAGUGUCAAAAUUCCAUCUUUUUGGCCAGAAAAGCCUGAAAUUUUGUUUCUUCAAAUAGAAGCUCAAUUCGACACUAAUGCCAUAACUGUUGAUAGUACCAAAUUUAAUUACGUAGUUUCUCAACUAGAGCCAAAAUAUGUUGAAAUUAUUUGGGAUAUAAUUACGGAUAAAACAUCUGGUAAUAAAUAUGCUUUAGUUAAAGAAAGACUGUUAAACACAUUCAAAGAGAGCGAAAAUAAGCGAAUUAAACGCUUAGUCGCUGGCCUUGACCUUGGGGAUGUGAAACCCAGUCAGUUACUUCAAAAAAUGAGAUCGCUCGCUACUGAUGGCGUUUCAGAUAAAGUACUCAAAACAUUGUAG
This is a messenger RNA of Stegodyphus dumicola, 396 nucleotides long. RefSeq lists its product as uncharacterized. Lineage: Eukaryota; Metazoa; Arthropoda; Arachnida; Araneae; Eresidae. The record is from RefSeq and is a predicted model, not a curated record.